GUGUGAGGCCGGCUACGGCAUGGGACACACGCGCGGACCGUCGCGCCGUAGUUCUACCGUCUUCGCGAUUUACGUAAACGCGAUCGCGACUUAGUGUUUUUAUGUGUGAUAAUUGUUUUUAUAAAUCAGGCCAGUGACAGUGAACAAUACAGAAUAGAUGUACGUUAAAAAUGAGACCCCCAAAUCUAAAUGACAAUGACGCUGCGCCGGUCUGACAGCUUGCCCACGCGAUUCCCGGCGACGUCUGUCCACACAAAAACUGACGACGACCGAGCGGAAAAAAUACCUGAUUCCUACACCGUCCCCAAUUUCAGUGAAACUCCGGCACGCGAAGAAAUUGUCGCCACUUGGAAGUCACUUCACUCUGAUGUUAAAAGGAUAAAAAAUGGAUUUACGCCCAAAAAUGACCAACCAAGUUGUAGUAAUGACAAAACUGAUCACGUUUCACAGAAGUCUACGUCUGUUUUUCCUAUUCAUAGUAAACAUGGUCGUAAACGGAUUACCUAUGACAACCGGCAAGAUGAAAUUAUUUCUCGAGAAAACAAUCGUUGUGCCACAUUCCUUCUUGAUACUGGGCAAACGGACUUUGAGGAGGGUGGGAAGGCCUCGGCGCAUCGACGACGAUCAUUACUGCACCGCCUUUUGUCUUGGAGAACUCCAGAAUGUGACUGUCGUGAAAAAUUUACACCUAAAUACCAGCCAUCUCCAAGAUUACGUCCGGAGGAUUUAUUGUGUACUUGUGGUGUUAGUGGCAAUCGAGUUAAACUUCCGAACAAAAGCAAGCAAAACCCGGAACGGGGCCGUUCUAAAAGUGUAGGGUAUGAAGCGGCACGUGAAGUGGCUCAGUUUCGUCGGUGUGCGAGUGCCGGGGCGACUGUGGGCGCGGAGACGGCGGCAGCGCUGCGGGCUCGCGCAGCCCUCACGCUCGCGCGCCGCUACUACCCCGAGGGCGGCUGGGGCUGGACCAUUACCGUGGUCGGCACUAUCGUGCAGGUGCUGUCCCACGGCCUACAACUAGGAGGAGGCACUGGACCUAUCGCUUGCACGGCCGCUAUCAAGUACCACGUCUCACCAUUAUACACACACGGAUGUCUGGGUGCUCUGUCCGCGGGAGUGGCGCUUGCGCUGUCGCCAGUAACAGUGGCUCUGUGCGUGCGCAAGUCCACGCGGGUCACGGCUGUGGUGGGCGGCCUCGUAGCCGCCCUCGGCUGCCUCUUUACCUCGUUUGCCACGCAAUUCCACCAGCUCUUCUUCAGUUAUGGGACGGUAGUCGGUGUGGGCGUGGGCCUGACGAGGGACUGCUCAACCCUGAUGGUGGCGCAAUACUUCAAAAGAAGAAGAGAGCUCGUCGAGAUAUUUAUAGUCAGCGGCAGUGGGCUCGGCAUCGCCGUCAUGUCCACAUUUAUCAAAGGUGCCAUAAGAGCUAUAGGCUGGCGUCUAGGACUGCAGGCUGUGACAGGCGUAGUAUUCGCAACAUUUAUACUGGGCACGUUCUACCGAUCGGCAUCUCUAUACCAUCCUCAAAGAAGAGCGAUAUUGCAUCUUAAGAAUCAGAAUAAGAUCAAACGGAAGAUGAAAGACAGAAAUAAGAACGAUGAUCGUCAGCCAUUUUUCGACUUUUCUACACUAAAGUCGAAGACAGUGAGAAUCCUUCUUAUGUCAACUGGAAUAUCUGCGUUUGGUAUUAACACACCGAUAUUCUAUUUGGCUUACCAUGCUGAAGAAGAAGGUUUAGGCGAUACCGUGGAACUCUUGCAAGCGUACCUUGGCCUAGCCUGGGCAGUGGGUUGUGCAGCGUUCGGCCUGCUGGUACGUCAGAACUCUGCUGAAUGCCGGAUCGCCCGCCAGUACCUCACUCAAGCUGCUGUGUUUGUGUGUGGGCUAGCAACCAUGGCGCUCACUGCUGUUGAAGGCUCCUACCGCGGCUACGUCAUGUUUGCUUGGGUUUACGGCAUAUUCUGCGGUGGCUACCACUAUUCGCUGAAAAUGUAUACGUACGAGCGAGUCCGGUCUCGUAACUUUGCACGGACUUGGGGCUUCGUGCAGUGCUCACAGGCCGUGCCCAUCGCCAUAGGAGUGCCGCUGUCAGGAUACAUAAACGUGGGUUGCGGCGGCAAAGCGGGCUACUACUUCAGCUCGACUUGUUCCCUCAUCGGAUCCCUGUCUCUCUUUUGUAUAGAUCUUCAUAGGCGCAGUGUAGCGCACAAACACACCAAAGAAAACGGUGGUACUGCAAACUGUGAGUCGACGUGCGAGCCGUCGCGACGUAGCCGCAGUCGCGAACGAGAACAACGCACCGCCGCAGGCGCAGCCACCGCAUUAGUUCUAGGAGCAGAAUUUGUAGCACCAGUGCGUACAGGUCGCGACCUCCUACUGGACAGUAUACGACCAGGUACCCUCGGCUCCCCGCCGCCCAACGUGCCGCCAGAGCUGACCUGCAUCAGCGAGGAAGGCGGCCUGGACCUCGACCUCGAUCUGGAUAUACCAGAACACCUUCUCGAGGACUUAGACUGCGGGGGUGAUUGUAUCACUAGUUGUAAUAAGGUCGAAAACUAUUUAAUGUUAAGUGAAUACGAAAACAACCUAAUAGCCGAGCUGCCGAACCUGAACGAGCGACGUGGACGACGCUGGUCCAUCGUCGUGGCCAACUCUUCGCCACAAGCCUCCACUAUCCCUGAACACCCAGAAUCACCAGAAAUGCACGCCAAAAACUCCAACAACAAGUGGAAGAAAAAGUGCCAUAACCCAAACAAUAGACUGAUUACAGUGAUCAACGAGGCGUCGCUCUGAAAUACUAGUGAAACAAUAUUCAGACAAUAAAUAGAAAUAAUCAGUUAGUGUACGACCUAUAACCUCAUUAAUUUAUUUGAUGUGUGUGAAUAAGUAGUAG
Messenger RNA from Spodoptera exigua (beet armyworm), 2890 nucleotides. The record is from the annotation of a GenBank genome assembly. NCBI's taxonomy places the organism in Eukaryota, Metazoa, Arthropoda, Insecta, Lepidoptera, Noctuidae.